UUGUAGCCCGAUAGCCGGCUGUACAGGUUGUAGUGAGAACCUGUAAUGUAUUUACUAUUUAGUAUUAUCUAAAUUAUGUUUGUUUAUUGAUUGUUCAUGAUUAGUGAGUACGUUUAACUUUGUCACAUUACACUUACACUGUGUACGGUCGUAGGGAACGCGUCGCGGAUUAUCGUUACGAUAUUGAAUGUUGUAGGUCUGGACUAUUGUACUCUUACUUGAUCGUCCAUUUAGGUGGUUUCAAUAAUGGCUCCGACUGUUCAAAACAAUGCAACUCAAGAAAAAAGGCCGAUUCGACCAGUGGAAAAAAGGUCGGAUUUAGUAUGUAAAGUGAAAUAUUGCAAUAUGCUUCCAGACAUCCCGUUUGAUUUAAAGUUCCUCUCGUAUCCAUUUGAUGGUACAAGAUUUAUACAAUAUAAUCCAACAUCUUUAGAGAGGUCAUAUAAAUUUGAAAUACUCGCCGAUCAUGAUUUAGGACUCAACAUUGACUUGGUUAAUAAAGAUAAGUAUACAAUAGACUAUAAUGCACAAAUGGAUAUUGCUGAUGAAAAACUUUUGGAGGAAGAUAUUUUAGCUCCACAAGAUUCUAAAAGAUCUAGACAUCACGCCAGAAGUGUAUCGUGGUUACGGCGUACCGAAUACAUUUCUACAGAGCAAACCAGGUUUCAACCACAAACAAUUGAAAAAGUUGAGGCUAAAGUUGGGUUCAGUAUCAAAAAGAACUUUAAGGAAGAAACUCUUUAUAUGGAUAGAGACAGUCAAAUGAAAGCAAUUGAAAAAACAUUUGAAGACAAUAAAAAACCAGUUGAAAAACAUUACAGCAAGCCAAAUGUUCAUGCUGUUGAAACUUUAAAUGUUUUUCCAGAUUUCAAAAAUUGGAGAUAUCCUUGUGCUCAAGUUAUCUUUGACUCUGAUCCAGCUCCAAUGGGUCGGCCUGUUCCAGCACAAAUAGAAGAAAUGUCUCAAGCUAUGAUUAGAGGUGUCAUGGAUGAAAGUGGUGAACAGUUUGUAGCUUACUUUUUACCAUCUGAAGAAACGAUAAUUAAACGUCGUGAAGAUGCUGCUGAAUCACGUCCAUAUGAUGACGAUUAUGAAUACGAAUACAAAAUGGCUAGAGAAUACAACUGGAAUGUUAAAAGCAAGAGUAGUAAAGGAUACGAGGAAAAUUAUUUUCUUAUCGUUCAACCAGAUGGAGUAUUUUAUAAUGAAUUGGAAACAAGAGUUCGUUUAAGCAAGAGACGACAAAAAAUUGGUAUACAGAGUAGUAGUACUAAUACCAGAUUGAUAGUACGUCAUGUUCCAAUCAAUGAACAAGAAUUCAGUGUUCACAAAUUUAGAGAAAAACAGUUGCAGCCAUACGAUGAAGAAGAAGAAGCUAAAGCUGAAGAAGCAGCUAAAAAAGCAAUGCAAGCUGCAAAAGAAAGUGCAAAGGAAAUUACAACUAAAAAUAAAGCAGACAGUGAUGAUGAUGAUGAUGAUAAUGAUUCUAGAAAAGGUGAUUCUAAAAAGAAUGAUUCAGAUAGUGAUGCUUCUGAUGAUGAUGAAGUUACAACUAACUCUAAGCGUGCUAACAGUGAAACAGUUGAUAGUGACAAAGAAAAAAAGAAAAGUCAACGAGCUUCUAGUGAAGUCAAUUCUGAUAGUGACGCUAGUAUUAAGAAACCCAAUAAUCGUAAAGUUAGUUCUGGAAGUGAUGAUAGUGAUAAAUCUGAUGAAGAAGAUAAUAUCAAAAGAAAAGAUUCAUCUCAAAGUGGUGACAGUGAAGAAGAACGUAAAGUUAAACGCGUGUCUAGUGAAGCUAGAUCAGAUAGUGAUAAUAGUGAUGUUGAAAUGAGAAGUAAAAAAAGCUCAGAACAUGGAGCCAGUGAAGUCAAUUCAGAUUCUUCAGUCUCUGAUAAUAGUGAACAAGAAAGCAACAGAGGUUCAGAUAGUGAUGAAUAAUGAUAAUAAUAUUUAAUAUUAUAGAAUUUAUGAAUUUAUGUUAUCUCUUGAACCAUACAUCAUACAAAACCAUACCUGUAGACAAUUUAUAUAAAUGUAUAUAUUUUAUAUAUAAUACAUGAAUAUUUCAUGAUGACUAUUUUGACAUGUUGCUGAACUGGUAGAGCUGUAACUUUAAAUACUACAUUUUUAUUAUUUCUUAUGAAAACGAUCUAAUCGAAUUAAAUUAGUGUCACUGGAUGACCCAUUCAUUUCAAGUUAACAACCAAUGUAUCCUUUACUAUAGUUAUACAUAUUACGUGUAUAUUAUUGUUGUAUUUCUUUGUACAAAUAUUUGUAAAUAUUCAUUUUUUAUACAAAAAUAAAUAAUAAAUAAAUCAAAAGUUAUUUUUAUUAGGUUA
Aphis gossypii (cotton aphid) is the source of this 2342-nucleotide messenger RNA. It is a transcript of the gene atms, whose product is annotated as RNA polymerase II-associated factor 1 homolog. The coding region runs from base 247 to 1941 and encodes 564 amino acids. NCBI's taxonomy places the organism in Eukaryota, Metazoa, Arthropoda, Insecta, Hemiptera, Aphididae. Gene Ontology annotation, biological process: transcription elongation by RNA polymerase II. The record is from RefSeq and is a predicted model, not a curated record. Gene Ontology annotation, cellular component: Cdc73/Paf1 complex. Gene Ontology annotation, molecular function: chromatin binding; RNA polymerase II complex binding. The transcript is spliced from 11 exons.